This is a messenger RNA of Procambarus clarkii (red swamp crayfish), 2000 nucleotides long. RefSeq names its product Trissin receptor (gene TrissinR). The record is from RefSeq and is a predicted model, not a curated record. Gene Ontology annotation, cellular component: plasma membrane. Gene Ontology annotation, biological process: G protein-coupled receptor signaling pathway. Lineage: Eukaryota; Metazoa; Arthropoda; Malacostraca; Decapoda; Cambaridae. Gene Ontology annotation, molecular function: G protein-coupled receptor activity.
CCUGUGUCUGAUGUACCAGUUCGUGAACCAGCUGAGCUACACAGCCUCAGUGAUCAUCCUGGUUGUGGUGAGUGGCGAGCGGUACCUGGCCAUUGUCGAGCCCCUCCGAGCCAAGACCCUUCUUACCCGCAAGAAUAUGAUAGUGACGAUGAUAUUGGUAUGGAUCUUCUCUGCUCUCUACUCCUGCCCCAGACUCCUCUAUUUCACGGUGCAGGAGUACCCGGUGGAGGGAGGAGGGACGGAGGCCAUGUGCCUCCUGCGACGUGACCAGUUCGACACCCGGAUCUGGGACGUGGUGAGCCUGACGCUGCUGUACCUGCUGCCGCUGGUGCUGCUGUCGCUGCUGUACGCCCGCAUCGCCCACACGCUGUGGCGCUCGGGCCGCCUCCUGGCCGCCGCCACCUCCCCGCACUACACCUCCGCCGAGCUGGCCGCCGCUGAGUACGGCACCUUCAAGACUCAGCACACCGCCUCCGUCAGCUCCACCUCCAGCAGCGCUGCGGGCGGUGCUGGGGUGGAGGGCGGGGGCGGGGGCGGCACGCCCACCAACACCCCCGCUAGAGACAAGUCACUCCGCGUCACUCGCGGCUCCGUCAAGUCCAUCAUGUCCACGUACGUGUCCAUGGCCAGCGUGAGGGACGAGGGCUCGCGCGGCAACAACCACUCCGCCCCGGAUGUCAUCCCGCUGACGCCCCUCGGUAGUUCCCGAAGGAGCCGCCGCGGGGCGUCGCCGAGGGUGCGGCGGCGCGCGCUGCACCUGCACCCGUCGCCGCUGGUGCUGCGGGCGCGGCGGAAGGUGAUCAACAUGCUGGUGGUGGUGGUGGUGAGCUUCGCGGCCUGCUCCCUGCCCUUCCACACCCGCAAGAUGCUCCAGUACUACUGGACGGCCUACAACCACACCUCCCACGCCUCCUACCUCCUCACCCCCGUCACCUUCCUCCUCAUGUACGCCAACUCCGCCGUCAACCCCAUCCUCUACACCUUCAUGAGCCGCAAGUUCCGCACCUCCUCCUGCGACCUCCUCACCUGCCGCCUGCGGCAGACGCGCCGCGCCAGGCCGCAGCGGCCCACGGUGGUGGCCAGGCUCAGCGGGAGGGACAAGGUCGUGACCCACCUGGUCUGAGCACCCAAUAUUCACUCCGUUAAAAACCCGACUGUUUGGCCUCACUACACGCGGCCAUACCCAACCAACCCACCUAACAUAGCAAGGCCCAGAAUUAGAAAACGUCACCAUCGCGGUGGUAUAAUUUAUAAUAAUGCGUCGGAAUUUUAACGCAUUUGCUCGAUUCCUUGGAUGAUCCUACAUGCUGUUGUGGUGCCACAGUAGUCUACCAGCUGUGGUGCCACAGUAGUCUACCAGCUGUGGUGCCACAGUCGUCUACCAGCUGUGGUGCCACAGUUGUCUACCAGCUGUGGUGCCACAGUAGUCUACCAGCUGUGGUGCCACAGUAGUCUACCAGCUGUGGUGCCACAGUUGUCUACCAGCUGUGGUGCCACAGUAGUCUACCAGCUGUGGUGCCACAGUUGUCUACCAGCUGUGGUGCCACAGUUGUCUACCAGCUGUGGUGCCACAGUAGUCUACCAGCUGUGGUGCCACCAUGGUCUACCAGCUGUGGUGCCACAGUAGUCUACCAGCUGUGGUGCCACAGUAGUCUACCAGCUGUGGUGCCACAGUUGUCUACCAGCUGUGGUGCCACAGUAGUCUACCAGCUGUGGUGCCACAGUUGUCUACCAGCUGUGGUGCCACAGUAGUCUACCAGCUGUGGUGCCACAGUAGUCUACCAGCUGUGGUGCCACAGUAGUCUACCAGCUGUGGUGCCACAGUAGUCUACCAGCUGUGGUGCCACAGUUGUCUACCAGCUGUGGUGCCACAGUAGUCUACCAGCUGUGGUGCCACCAUGGUCUACCAGCUGUGGUGCCACAGUAGUCUACCAGCUGUGGUGCCACAGUAGUCUACCAGCUGUGGUGCCACCAUGGUCUACCAGCUGUGGUGCCACAGU